Messenger RNA from Doryrhamphus excisus (bluestripe pipefish), 2599 nucleotides. RefSeq names its product cysteine-rich secretory protein LCCL domain-containing 1. The record is from RefSeq and is a predicted model, not a curated record. Gene Ontology annotation, cellular component: extracellular region. NCBI's taxonomy places the organism in Eukaryota, Metazoa, Chordata, Actinopteri, Syngnathiformes, Syngnathidae.
UUGGGUCUUUGGGUCACACUGGAGUCCAUCUGAACCCUGCAGAACUCAGACCUGAAGGAUUUAGUCUUUGUGGACUUUGGAUUUCCCUGAGUGGACGACACUUGAAUCCAUUGAAGAUGAGACUUUCAUCGGCAAAGCGGCCUGAAGGGAUGUCCCUGCUGCUCCUGCUAUUGCUCACCCAGAGGACCGUUUCCAUGGCGAUGCAUCCCAACGCCACGGGUUGGCAGCACAUCCUGGACAAGUACCUGGACGAGGACGGCGACUGGUGGCAGGCCAAGCAGCGGGGAAGGCGGGCCAUCACCGACACCGACGCUCAGCUCAUAUUGGACCUUCACAAUAAACUCCGAGGUCAGGUGUACCCCCCCGCAUCCAACAUGGAGUACAUGGAAUGGGACACGGAGUUGGAGCGCACGGCAGAGGAGUGGGCCGAGACCUGUCUGUGGGAGCACGGUCCUGCAGGUUUACUGCCACAGAUCGGGCAGAAUCUGGGCGCUCACUGGGGGAGGUAUCGGCCCCCCACCUUCCAUGUUCAAGCCUGGUACGAUGAAGUGAGGGACUACUCCUACCCCUACCCUCAGGAGUGCAACCCCUACUGCCCAUUACGAUGCUCUGGCCCCGUCUGCACGCAUUACACCCAGCUGGUAUGGGCCACCAGCAGUCGCGUUGGCUGUGCCGUCAACUUGUGCUACAAUAUGAACGUGUGGGGGCAGAUCUGGGCCAAAGCCGUGUAUCUGGUGUGCAACUAUUCACCAAAGGGUAACUGGUUGGGCUACGCGCCCUACAAACACGGGACCCCCUGUUCCGCGUGCCCUCCCAGCUACGGAGGCGGCUGCAAGGACAACCUGUGCUACAAAGGUGGCUACACCAACCCCCCGCCAGAGGAAAGAGAAGAAAACAACUUUAUUGAGCCCGAGCAAGUCCGUACCACACAGCAGAUCCGGCCCCGGGUUUCCAGACCUGAGACUCCCAGUCUUCCUGCCCCCGCCCCCACCAAGCCCCCCACAGAGCUGCUGCCAAAGAAUGAAGUGGUCAACACACAGCAGAUGUCUCAGCUGGUGACGUGUGACACAAAGCUUCGAGAUCAGUGCAAAGGAACCACCUGCAACAGGUACGAGUGCCCGGCCGGAUGCUUAGACGCGACAGGAAAAGUGGUCGGGACGGUUUACUACGAAAUGCAAUCCAGCGUGUGCCGGGCCGGCCUACACGCCGGCGUCAUCGACAAUGACGGAGGGUGGAUGGAUGUCUCAAGACAAGGGAGGAAGGACUUUUUCAUCAAGUCCAACAAAAAUGGAGUUCAGUCGCUGGGGAAAUAUCAGAGCGCUAAUUCAUUCACAGUCUCCAGAGUAGCAGUCAAAGCAAUCACAUGCGAGAUAACAGUCGCGCAACUGUGUCCGUACCAACGGCCUGCCAAGCACUGCCCCAGGUUAUACUGCCCAAGGAACUGUUUAGAAGAGAACCCAAACAUAUCCAGAGUCAUCGGCACCAACAUAUACUCCGAUAAAUCAAGUAUUUGUCGGGCGGCGGUCCACGCCGGGGUCAUUCGGAACGUCGCAGGUGGUUACAUCGACGUGAUGCCGGUAGACAAGCGGAAACUCUACAUAGCGUCCAAUCAAAAUGGCGUCAUCUCAGAAAGUCUUCAGAACCCGGCCGGAGGGAAGGCGUUUCGAGUGUUCGCCGUGAUUUGAGUGCCGCCCCCUCCGCCCCCAUCACCACCUCACCAUCCCACUGAGGGCGGCGUGCCCACACGGACGGCGCUAAUCAAAGCCUGUUGUCAAAGUCAACGACUGAAAAACCUUUUCCAGCCUUUGCUACACAUGGGCAAGGAGGGGGGGGGGGCGGAGGUCGUCUCCAUGACAGCAUAAACAAACACUUGCCACAUAUACGAUGAGAAGAAGCUGUCAGGACUCUCAUGAUAUUCUGCCAGCUUCAGUCAAGUGUAAAUAUAUGAUAGCAGGAAUGCUUUGCCGUAUACGUUUUGUACAUACUGGAUUUGUCCGUUGGGUUUUUGGGAGUUGGACAAUAUUAUUUUUUGGCAAAAAAGCCGAUAUGGGACGUCACUAAUGAUAACAAAUCUAGAUUUGAAUUAUAUAAUUUUUUUUAUGUACUGUAUAUAAUUUUUUUUAAAUGGCAAAAUAUAAUAGCACUUAAGUUGGGUACAUUUUUACUGGAACUUAUGUCUUUUUGUACUUUUUAUUUUGAUAUGUAUGGGCACCACAAUUUACUCCAUCUAUUUUUCUAAUGUACCACCUGGGUGUAUAAAGAAUGCUGCUAUACUGUAUGUAUCUAUAUAUUUACAUGAUGUUCUCUCUCCCUGCUGGCAGGAAGUACAGUCGCCCUUCAGAGUCUUUUAUUCUAAUGUUUGACGUUGUUUUGUUGCUUUUGUAGCCCCUCCCCCUUGCUCCCAAAAUGUCACAUCCGCAACACAGAUAAAGACCAACAUGAUGAUGAUGGUUAUAUCUUAUGUAUAAUUCAUGGAUAAAGCGUACGUAUAGCUCUCAUCUGUCUGACAAUCACGCUGAUUUUCACUUGUGUGUCGCAGUCGGUAUAUUUUCCUACCUCAGCUUAUUAGGGAAACUCAUUUUGCAAUAAAAUACUACAA